GAAGAGGUGUCAGAGAGCAGCUCCAGCACAGAUGCCAUUCCCCGGAUUUACCUGCCAGACUCAUCUUCCAUCGCCCAGUCCACCUUGGUCUCCAGUGUCUCCACUGUGAGCCAGUCCAUCAUGGUGUCAGAGUCCCCACAAGUCCUGGUCCACUCCAGCGUCAUCACUGAUGGAGCCACGAUCGUUUAUCACUCUGCCCUCUUCUUCCUCCCAGGCUGCAUUGCUGUGACCAGUGCAGAGGAUGGCGGCGCAGAGACUACGCAGUACCUCAUUCUGCAAGGCCCCGACGACGGUGCCCCCAUGGUGUCCCAGAUGGCCACCUCUGCUCUGGCCAGUAGUUUGGCGAUAGAAGCUGUUGCUGAUGGACCAACCUCCACAUGCCUGGACCAGCCUGGUCCUUCAGACCCUUCCGAGCAGUCGGAAGUGCUGGAGCUGCCCACGCAGCCAGAUCAGGCCCGAGAGGCAGAUGGUGGGGAGGAGCUGGAGCAGCCAGACAUGGAGACCCUGGAAGAGAUGAUGGAGGUGGUGGUGGUGCAGCAGUUCAAGUGCAAGAUGUGUCAGUACAAGAGUGUCUCCAAGAAAACGCUUAUCAACCACAUGAGAGAGCGGCACUUCCACCCAGUGGGUUCAGCUCUGGCUUUGAAGAAAGGGCGUCCACGAAAGGGGGGAUCUGCCACAAAGACUGCGGAGGAGGAUGUCCCAGAAGAAGAAGAAGAGGAUGAUAUCAUGGACGCUGGUGCUAUUGAUGACCCUGAAGAGGACAGUGACUAUAACCCAGCUGAGGACGAACCCCGUGGGCGGCAGCCCAAGUACGGCCGCACUGUCCCCACAUCCAGCGAGGAGAGGCCACGUCGACGCCCAGGGAGACCCCGCAAGUUUCCUCGUCUGGAGGACACGCCCCAGGACGUGCCUGAAGAGCACACCGAAGCAGCCAGUUCCUCUGGCCUGGAGAACGGGAGCAGCGAGAGCUUGGCGGAGCCCAGCAUCAGCCAGUCCGACUCUGAGAACAAGGACCCGUCCUCCAACACCGGCCCCGAGGAGGCAGACAUCCUCCCCAGGAG
Antrostomus carolinensis (chuck-will's-widow) is the source of this 1061-nucleotide messenger RNA. Its product is annotated as zinc finger protein 335-like. The annotation marks the transcript as partial. Gene Ontology annotation, biological process: positive regulation of neurogenesis; positive regulation of transcription by RNA polymerase II; brain development. The record is from RefSeq and is a predicted model, not a curated record. The transcript is spliced from 6 exons. NCBI's taxonomy places the organism in Eukaryota, Metazoa, Chordata, Aves, Caprimulgiformes, Caprimulgidae. Gene Ontology annotation, cellular component: nucleus. Gene Ontology annotation, molecular function: RNA polymerase II cis-regulatory region sequence-specific DNA binding.